This is a messenger RNA of Drosophila arizonae, 2224 nucleotides long. It is a transcript of the gene Rph, whose product is annotated as Rabphilin. Gene Ontology annotation, molecular function: small GTPase binding. Lineage: Eukaryota; Metazoa; Arthropoda; Insecta; Diptera; Drosophilidae. Gene Ontology annotation, cellular component: membrane; synapse. Gene Ontology annotation, biological process: regulation of calcium ion-dependent exocytosis; intracellular protein transport; exocytosis. The record is from RefSeq and is a predicted model, not a curated record.
UUUUUUUUUUUUUUUUUGGUAAUUUUAUUUGAAAACAAUUUUUGUCGUGUAUACGUGGGUGACAAGCAUAAUGUUGCAUUAUCUAUAUAAUAUGUGAAAUGGAUUUCGCGAAUCGCAAUAAUACGGCCAAUAAGUUUGUCUGCCCCAGCGACAGGCAGCUGGCCCUGCGUGCCAAAUUGAAAGCCGGCUGGAGCAGCUCAAAGACCAAUGAACCAUUACGUCCGGAGGAGCAGGAGGCAAUUAUUUCCGUGAUACGUCGGAAUGAAGAGAUCGAGAUUGCGGAACGGCAACGUGUCGGUCGACUCGUCGAGCGUGUGGAGAAGAUCAAGCUGCACGCCGUGGAGCGCGGCCCCAACUGCUGUCGGCUGUGCGGCGAUGCGUUCGGGCUGCUGCGACCGCAGCGCAUCCUGUGCGAGGAUUGCCGCAAGUCCGUCUGCACCAAGUGCAGCGUGGACAUCAACAUCCGCUAUCACAACAGCGAGCGAACGCGCGAGAUUUGGCUGUGCCGCAUCUGCUCGGAGACGCGCGAAAUGUGGAAGAAGUCGGGCGCGUGGUUCUUCAAGGGUUUGCCCAACUACGAUAUGCCCGUGCGCAGUGCCAGCGCCUCCAAUACGCCCACCACGACACCCACGGCCGGGGGCGGCGGCGGCGGUGCGGUGGCAGCGUACGGCAAAGCCGGAGCCGGAAAGGGGGCGCGCGCCGUGCAGAGCUGCCACGGGACGCCGGCACGUGGCGGCCGCAUCAAGAAGCUAACGAUUCGGGUGAACGACAGCAGCAGCAGCAGCGCCAGCAACAGCAGUGCCAGCGGCCAGUCGGAGCCGGAGGAGGAUCAACUGGAUGGCGCCAAGUCGACUACAGCUGGCGCCGGCACUGCCUCCGCCUCCGCCCCUGGCACCGGCACCGGCACCGACUCCUCUGACCGGCAGCGACUGCAACGUGAUGAGAGCUUCCGGCUGCGUGCCUACGGCUCGAUACGUAGCUUCAUCGAUGGCGGCGAACGCAAGUUGUCCAACUCGUUCUUCUUUGGCCGGCAGGCGAACGCGAAUGCGGGCAGCCGGCAGGCGGAUGGCCAGGACUACGACAACAUCUCGAAUGCGUCAACUGUGGCGCAGCUGCGCCGCGAGGGCAGCUUCAUGCGUCGCAGUUCCGUGAGCUCGUCGUGGUCCUUCAGCGACAGCUCCGGCUCGGGCAAUUCGGCGACACAGACCACACAAAACCCGCAGCAGCAAAAGCAACAACAACAACAGCAGCAACAGCAGCAACAACAACAACAUUGUCGCGAUCCUUUGCUUGGCUGGCUGGAGCUGGCGAUCAGCUAUCGGGAGAGCUUCCACAGCUUGGACUGCACACUGGUGCGGGCUAGAGAUCUGCCGGCAAUGGAUGCCAGCGGCCUGGCCGAUCCCUACUGCAAGGUGAACAUCGUGACGCCCGAGGGGCAUACGAAAUACACCCGCUGGCAGCGCACCAAGACGGUGCACAAGACCCGCAAUCCCGACUUCAACGAGACCCUCCAGUUCGUAGGCGUCGAACCCGAGGAGCUGGGCAACUCGCUGCUCUAUGUGGCGCUCUUCGACGACGACAAGUACGGACACGAUUUCCUGGGCGCCGCCAAAGUCUGCCUAUCGACGGUGCAUAGCACAUCGCAGUAUCGGAUAUCCGUGCCGCUGGGUGCAGAGGAUCAGUAUAGCGCCGAGGCGGAGAUGUCGCAGAGCUGGCCAAAUGGCAAGAUGCUCAUCUCGCUGUGCUACAAUACGAAACGGCGGGCGCUGGUGGUCAAUGUGAAGCAGUGCAUCAAUCUGCUGCCCAUGGACAACAACGGCAGCUCGGAUCCCUUUGUCAAGCUGCAACUGAAACCGGAUGCGCACAAGAAUAAGAAGCACAAGACGAGCGUCAAGUGGCGCACACUGAAUCCUGUCUUCAAUGAGGAGUUCUAUUUCGAGGCCAGUCCGCACGAUCUGAACAAGGAGAUGCUCAUCCUGACCGUCUGGGACAAGGAUCUGGGCAAGAGCAACGACUUUCUGGGCAGCCUCCAAUUGGGCGCCCAAAGCAAAGGUGAUCGCCUGCAGCAGUGGCUCGACUGCAUCCGGCUGCCGGAUCAUUUCCACGAGAAGUGGCAUUGUCUGGCCAGCGAUAAUCCCACACAUUAGCCGACGACUGUGGAGUCCGCUCAAGCUGAUUUUAAACUUAGAUUCGCACACCUAAACAAACACACAUACACAUAUAC